CUUUUGCAUCACCAUUGUCUCUUUGUGAUAAUUCUCUCUAUAAUUCCAAGAAAACCCAUUUUCAAGAGGAAUUGUAGAGCUGCAAAAAAAAAUCAGUUCUUUGUGUGAAGAAAUGGAGGCAAUGAAGAUGAAGGUUUUGGUUACAUUGAUGGUGGUGGUGUUGAUGGCAACGUCAUCAAUUCAAAUGGCUGCAGCAGCUGAUUCACCUGCUCCUGCACCUGCAUCUGAUGCUGCUGUGUUUGUGCCUACUUUCUUUGCAUCUUUGGCGGCACUUGCUUUUGGGUUGGUCUUCUAGACAGACAGAGACAGCCUUGGCUUGGUUUUCUCAUUUUUCUCUCUUUCUCACUUUCUCUCUAGGUCUUUUUUGGGACCAUGAGAGAAGGGGAAGGGAAGGGAAAUGGGUUGAGAUUCUUUUUCUCUCUAUAUGUAUUAAAUUAUUUGGGGAUUUUAGGUUUGAUUUUGAUUAUAUAUCAUUGUUGGGGUUUGUGUUAUGAUGUGUUUGAUGGCAUUAUUGUAAUAUAGCAUGACUUCAUAUUUAUGAUUCUUGUGAAUUUCUUGUGCUUGUGAUUUAUUGAUUCUAGCAAUAAAUCUUUCAUUAGUUGA
Molecule: messenger RNA, 603 nt
Organism: Tripterygium wilfordii
Lineage: Eukaryota; Viridiplantae; Streptophyta; Magnoliopsida; Celastrales; Celastraceae
Product: arabinogalactan protein 14-like
Exons: 1
Coding region: 113-295 (60 amino acids)
Source: RefSeq, a predicted model, not a curated record